Messenger RNA from Mercurialis annua (annual mercury), 1702 nucleotides. Its product is annotated as cytochrome P450 89A2-like. Bases 19 to 1515 code for a protein of 498 amino acids. Lineage: Eukaryota; Viridiplantae; Streptophyta; Magnoliopsida; Malpighiales; Euphorbiaceae. Gene Ontology annotation, cellular component: membrane. Gene Ontology annotation, molecular function: heme binding; iron ion binding; oxidoreductase activity, acting on paired donors, with incorporation or reduction of molecular oxygen, NAD(P)H as one donor, and incorporation of one atom of oxygen. The transcript has a single exon. The record is from RefSeq and is a predicted model, not a curated record.
AAUGUGUUAAAUGCAAAAAUGGAGACUUGGUUCAUAAUAAUCAUCACAUUCUCAAUUGCUGCUCUUGUUAAAGCACUUCUCGACAUUCGUUUCUUUAAAUCCGAAAACCCGAGCCUACCGCCAAGUCCUGUCAACUUCCCGAUCAUCCGCAACAUUUUAUUUCUCCGGAAAUCCUUCUCGGAGCUCGAGCCGAUCAUCCGCUCAUUUCAGAAAAACCUCGGCCCGAUAAUCACUCUCCAUAUCGGUUUUCAUCCCAACAUUUUCAUUUCUGAUCACUCUCUCACUCAUCAAGCCUUAGUCCAGAAUGGCGCCGUUUUUGCUGACAGACCGCGAGCUCUUGUUGUUCGUAACAUUGGCUUGUCAGGUUAUGGUCCUACUUGGCGACUUUUUCGCAGGAAUAUCACAUCAGAAAUCCUCCAUCCUUCGCGGGUGAAAUCCUACUCUCCUGCUCGAAGAUGGGUUCUUGAAAUCCUCGUCAAACGCUUUGAAUCGCAGUCGGAAUGCGGCGAUCCUGUUAUCGUUGCAGGUAAUUUUCAAUACGCAAUGUUUUCUUUACUAGUGCUUAUGUGUUUCGGAGACAAGCUUGAGCAGAAACAGAUUGAGGAAAUAGAGAGAAUAGAGAAAACGUUGUUUGCGAAUUUUGACAGAUUGGAUCAGCUCAAUUUAUGGCCGAGCGUGACCAAGAUUCUGUUUCGGAAACGCUGGUCGGAGUUCUUAAAUCUCGAAAAGGAACGAGAAGAUGUUUUAAUUCCAUUGAUAAGAGCAAGAAAGAAUUUGAAAAAAAUCGGACAAAACAAUGAUUAUGUCUUAUCUUAUGUUGAUACUUUAUUAGAUCUAAUAAUUCCUGAUGAGAACAGAAACCUUACAGAACCUGAAAUUGUUACUUUAUGCAAUGAAUUUCUUAAUGCUGGUACGGAUACUACAUCGUCGUCUUUGCAGUGGAUCAUGGCUAAUUUGAUUAAAUAUCCGAAAAUUCAAGAAAAGUUAUAUAUGGAGAUUAAAAGGGUUACUUCUGAUGGAGAAGAUUAUGUAAAAGAAGAUGAUUUGCAUAAGAUUCCAUAUUUAAAAGCAGUAAUUUUAGAAGGGUUAAGGAGGCACCCACCAGCACAUUUUGUAAUACCACAUGCUGUAACUGAAGAUGUAGUCUUGGAUAAUUAUUUGAUACCCAAAAGUGCCAAUAUAAAUUUCAUGGUUGCGGAUAUGGGGUUGGAUCCAAACGUAUGGGAGGAUCCGACGGAGUUUAAGCCUGAGAGAUUCUUCGGGGGCGAAGUGUUUGAUAUAACAGGGAGUAGGGAGAUUAAAAUGAUGCCGUUUGGGGUCGGAAGGAGGAUUUGUCCGGCUUACGGAUUGGCAAUGCUUCAUUUGGAGUAUUUUGUGGCUAAUUUGAUUUGGAUGUUUGAGUGGAAAUGUGUGGAUGGAGAUGAGAUUGAUUUGUCUGAAAAGAAUGAUUUUACAGUAGUGAUGAAAAAUCCAUUACAGGCUCAUAUAUCUCCAAGGUUGCACACAGCAUUUUGAACCUUAAAAUUUGUAUGAGAUUCCAAUUUAAAUAUUCUGACCUUUCAAAUCACUCUCUGGUCUUAUAUUUCAGAAACAGAAACGCUUCUGAAAUUCUAAAAUUAUUGUAUUGCCGCUUUAUUUUGGUGUUUCAUGUUUCAGCUUUCUGUUUAAUUUCUCGUAUAUGCAUUUGAAUAACCUUUCUCAA